AUUCUUUCUUUAUUCAUCAGUCUUCUCUGCUACUGACUUUCUCCUGGUUCCUGGCAUUCAUGGUCCUAUCCCUCUGUUGAGCAUGUCGCUCAAACGAAAAGCCCUCGAAGAGGGCAGUGCCAGAUCCUCGAAACGCUCCACUCCCGCGCCCUCCACUCCCAUCAGCCUGGAAAGUGACGAUGAGUACGAGGGCUCAGACGCCAGGUCGCAGGAUGGCAGCGACAGCGAGAAAGAACAUAUACGGAAGGCGAGGGCAAAGCUUGAUUUCAGCUCUUUUCAAGGCUCCAGACAUAGACAAAAGCCAUCCAUCUUCGGCGAAAAGGACUUCUCGUGGCUGUCUCUCAAGACUGACCAUGAUAACCGCCCGUUAUGGAUAGACCCAAAUGUCUCAAUUGGAUCCAAGAAAGGGCCUAAAAUCACCCUCGAAAGCUUCUCCCCUUUGUCUGCCCAGGCAACCGAUCUCCUCACCACGAUCGCCGAGCCCCAAUCAAGACCUUCCUACCUCCAUGAGUACAGAUUCACUGAACACAGUCUGUACGCCGCUCUAUCGGUAGGUCUCCGUGGUGAAGACAUUAUCCGUGCAUUAGAAAAGUUAUCAAAAACUCCAGUACCGCAGACUGUAGUCGAUUUCAUCAACAGACAUACCAAAACCUAUGGCAAAGUCCGACUUGUCCUUCGAAACAACAAGUUCUAUGUCGAAUCUGACGAAAGAGAAAUUAUUGAUAUGCUACUUCAAGACUCCGUCAUCGGACCUUGCAAGGCCGAAGGCACCACCGUGGAGACAGGCAAGAUCCAGACCAAGGCCACAGUCAUCCAGGGAACCACCAAUGCCAAAGGUAUGAGGCAGGCUGACCAAACGUCAAACAUUGAAAUCCCGCGCGAUGAUGCCAUCAAAGAUAACGAAACUAUGAUCGCUGCUCUGAGAGACGAGGAAGAUGAAGAAGACAACUUCAAAGAAGCGUCCAACUUUGAGAUCGCCGCCAACAAACGAGACACGGUAGCCAAACAGUGUCUCGAUAUUGGCUAUCCAGCUAUAUCAGAAUACGACUUUGCCAACGAUCAUAUCAAUCCAACACUUCCCAUUGACCUGAGGCCCGCCACCCAGAUCCGUCCAUACCAAGAAAAAGCUUUAAGUAAAAUGUUCGGCAACGGUCGUGGCAAAAGUGGCAUCAUUGUUCUGCCCUGCGGUGCGGGAAAAACCCUGGUUGGUAUCACAGCGGGUUGUCAUAUCAAGAAAAGCAUCGUUGUUCUGUGUACAAGUGCAAUGAGCAGUUACCAAUGGGCGAACGAAUUCAAAAAGUGGUCAGAUGUCAAAGAAGAGGACAUUGCUGUCUUUUCAGCAUCAGAAAAGCGGCGAUUCAGUGGUAAUGCAGGCGUACUGGUCACGACAUACUCUAUGAUUACUGCAGGCGGCAAACGUGCCCAUGACACACAACAGAUGAUGGAAUGGGUCUACAGCAAGGAAUGGGGCCUCAUGAUUUUGGACGAAGUCCACGUUGUGCCAGCCAAGAUGUUUCGAAAGGUCGGAGAAAACAUUCGCUCCCACUGUAAACUGGGUCUUACUGCAACCCUAUUGAGAGAAGACGAUAAAAUUACCGAUCUCAACUUCAUCAUCGGCCCAAAGCUGUACGAAGCCAACUGGAUGGAGCUAGCUGAUCAAGGCCACAUAGCCAAGGUCCAAUGCGCCGAGGUUUGGUGUCCAAUGUCCAUGGAGUUUUACCAGGAAUAUCAAAAGGAAACCACCAGGAAGCAGGCUCUGUAUUACAUCAUGAACCCUGUCAAAUAUCAGGUCUGCCAAUAUCUUAUCGACUACCAUGAGAAACGAGGGGACAAGAUCAUUGUUUUCAGCGACAACUUGUUCGCCCUCCAACACUAUGCCAUCUCCAUGAAGAAACCAUUCAUCUUUGGCGAUACGAGCAACCAGGAGCGCAUUAAUAUUCUCGAGAACUUCCAGCACAACGAACUUAUCAAUACUAUUUUCCUGUCCAAGAUCGGUGAUACAUCGCUGGACCUACCCGAAGCGACUUGUCUCAUCCAGAUCUCGUCACACUACGGAUCACGACGUCAGGAGGCUCAACGUCUCGGCAGAAUCCUUCGAGCCAAGCGACGUAACGAUGAAGGCUUCAAUGCUUUCUUCUAUUCACUCGUGUCAAAAGAUACCACUGAAAUGGCUUAUAGCGCCAAGCGACAAGCCUUCUUGGUUGAUCAAGGCUACGCUUUCAAAACCAUCACCCAUCUCGCAGGCAUGGAUGAAAUGCCUGGUCUGGCAUACACGACUGCCCAUGAACGAAACGAGCUUCUCGCCCAUGUCAUGUUGCAGCAAGAAACAGCAGCAGAGGUGGAAAAGAUCGACGAUAACAUGUGGAGUCACCUAAGUGGUGGUGGUAAAGCAGCUGCAAAGGCCAAAGCCAAGAAACUGCAAGUUCGUCGCUCUGCCGUUAUGAUGGCAGAUGCUAGCGGUGGUGGCACUAUGGCUCCAAUGUAUCGUGAGCAAGAGAGAAGGUCUAAGAAGAGCCAGAUGCCUGAAAGUGAGUGGUUCAAGAAAGAAGCUAGACGGCGAGAAUUGGCAGCGAAGAAGCGAAGAAAAGAGCAAAUGGAGCGAGAGAGAUCAGGUGCCGAUUAAAUCACAAGAUCAAACAUCGAUACGUUGAUGUAAACAUCAAACAGACGAGCUGUAAAAAUUAUGUGGCGCUUCUCCCACCUUCGUGUACAUGCAUUUUACGUCGCAGUUAGAGAAGAGUUGUGAGAUUUAGCCAGGCCUAGUUAAAUUUGACGACAACUUUUGGCACAGGCGGGAUCAUCUUGAGUUUGGC
Exophiala mesophila is the source of this 2813-nucleotide messenger RNA. RefSeq lists its product as uncharacterized. Gene Ontology annotation, cellular component: transcription preinitiation complex; nucleotide-excision repair factor 3 complex; transcription factor TFIIH holo complex. The transcript has a single exon. Gene Ontology annotation, biological process: transcription initiation at RNA polymerase II promoter; nucleotide-excision repair. NCBI's taxonomy places the organism in Eukaryota, Fungi, Ascomycota, Eurotiomycetes, Chaetothyriales, Herpotrichiellaceae. The coding region runs from base 83 to 2623 and encodes 846 amino acids. The record is from RefSeq and is a predicted model, not a curated record. Gene Ontology annotation, molecular function: DNA binding; 3'-5' DNA helicase activity; ATP binding.